AUGACCGCCCCCGGCCAGACCCGGUCGGCAUGCGGGUGUGCCUGCAGCGGCAACGGUGGAUGCGGCGGCGGCGCCCGUGACGGCGCCGCCGCCCGUCCCAAGGGUCCGAGGACCGCAUACGUGGCUUUCGGCAGCAACCUUGGCGACCGUGUUGCCUGGAUCGAGCAGGCAUGUGCUCAAAUGGACCGUCGCGGCAUCAAGGUGAAGCGCACCAGCAGCCUGUGGGAGACGGAGCCCAUGUAUGUUCUAGAGCAGGAUAGAUUCGUCAAUGGCGUCUGCGAGGUCGAGACCGAACUUGAGCCGCUGGCUCUUCUUGAUGAGCUCCAGGACAUUGAGCGUACAAUGGGUCGUAAGAAAAUCAUUGACAAGGGUCCGCGUAAUAUUGAUCUCGACGUCCUCCUGUAUGGUGACGAGAAAGUCGAGCAUCCUCGCCUCACUGUCCCUCACGUUGGCAUCCCUGAGAGGGAACUUAUCCCGGAGAAGCCUCUCUACGCCUCCAACCCGUGGAAACUCACUUUGGAUUACCUCAACGAGCUGCCCCGAUCGGCAGCACCCCUCUCCUCGCUGACCCCCAUCUCCUCCUCUCAACCCCCCUUGGCCUCCCUUUCCCCCAACCGCCAAACCCAUGUCAUGGCCAUUGUGAACGCCACCCCAGACUCCUUCUCCGACGGCGGCGUCCACAACCCCCAAAACCUCGUCGCAACCCUCAAAUCCUUCGCCGCGGCUGGCGUUACCAUUGUCGACAUCGGCGGCUGCUCCACCGCCCCCGGUCGCCCCGAGGUCCCCGCGGAUGAAGAACUCGCCCGCGUUCUUCCGGUCAUCAAGCUCGUCCGCGGCCUCCCGGAGCUUGCCCACAUCGCCAUCAGCGUCGACACCUACCGCGCCUCCGUGGCCGAGGCCGCCGUUGCCGCCGGCGCAGACAUCAUCAACGACGUCUCGGCCGGCCAGCUUGACCCUGACAUGUUCCGCGCCAUGGCCCGCAGCAACCGCACCGUCUGCCUCAUGCACAUGCGCGGCACACCCGCCACCAUGAAUUCCCUGACGGACUAUCCCGACGGGCUGGUCCCCACCAUUGCGCGUGAGCUGCUCGAUCGCGUUGCCGAGGCGGAGGCGGCGGGCGUGCGUCGCUGGCGCAUCAUCCUCGAUCCGGGACUGGGUUUCGCCAAGACGGGGGCUCAGAACCUUGAGAUCCUGCGUCAUAUGGACGAGCUUCGCUCCUGGCCGGGCCUGGAAGGUUUCCCCUGGCUGAUUGGUUCCAGCAGGAAGAGUUUCGUAGGCAAGGUCACGGGCGUAUCGAAGCCACAGGAGCGUAUCUGGGGCACGGCGGCGACGGUUGUCUCGGCUGUCCAGGGUGGAGCUGACAUUGUGAGAGUCCACGACGCCGUUGAAAUGUGUCAAAUUGUCAAGAUGGCGGAUGCCAUCUACAGGCAUUGA
Messenger RNA from Colletotrichum graminicola M1.001, 1434 nucleotides. Its product is annotated as dihydropteroate synthase. Lineage: Eukaryota; Fungi; Ascomycota; Sordariomycetes; Glomerellales; Glomerellaceae. Gene Ontology annotation, molecular function: 2-amino-4-hydroxy-6-hydroxymethyldihydropteridine diphosphokinase activity; dihydropteroate synthase activity. Gene Ontology annotation, cellular component: mitochondrial envelope. The transcript is spliced from 3 exons. Bases 1 to 1434 code for a protein of 477 amino acids. The record is from RefSeq and is a predicted model, not a curated record. Gene Ontology annotation, biological process: tetrahydrofolate biosynthetic process.